Molecule: messenger RNA, 732 nt
Organism: Sphenostylis stenocarpa
Lineage: Eukaryota; Viridiplantae; Streptophyta; Magnoliopsida; Fabales; Fabaceae
Source: the annotation of a GenBank genome assembly
AUGCAUCCUUCUCUUCCAUUUACUAGCAAAUCACCCUCAGUGGGGGAUUCAGCAGGCUGGAUUAUUCCACCAUAUCCAACAUUCUACAAUAAUUGGACACAUUCCCAUUUCAUAAGAGCAGGCGAUUCUAUUGAAUUCCUGUUCGAUGACAAAUUCUACAACCUAAUUCAAGUAUCACAACAAGAGUACGAGCAUUGCACAUCUCUUGAGCCUCUAAGGAUAUUCAAUAGCAGCCCAGUAAUUCUUCCACUGAAGGAGAAAGGUGUGCUGUUCUUCACAUGCAGCAUCUCUAACUACUGUUGUCUAGGCCAGAAGAUAGCGAUUUCUGUUCAUGAAGGUUCUUCACAAAACCCCCCAUCACCAUCACCAUCACCUUCACCAUCACCAUUACCCUCUCAAGUGCCAAUCAUAAUCUCUCCUCCACAGCUAUCACCAAAUGGAUCUGCUCCUCAACCUCAUGGAUCUAGUGGCAUAAGUAGCCCCCAACCUUCUACUGGAAACACUUCAGGAGGCAAUGGUGGGAACUCUCCUGUGCCAUCUUCCACUCAAGAUGAUGUGAAUAAUGCAGUGGCCUUGGCAUGUGGGAUAAGUUUCUCUCUGUCUCUGGGGAAAAAGGUAAAAUUUUCCAUUGCAACAUUGCCUGAAAACCAAAACCAUGGACAGGCAUUGAUCAAAUUUAACAUGGCAAGCACAGAUCACAACGAUUAUCUUAGAGCAUUACAUCAUUUCUAG